Cryptotermes secundus is the source of this 3050-nucleotide messenger RNA. It is a transcript of the gene nord, whose product is annotated as protein NDNF. The record is from RefSeq and is a predicted model, not a curated record. Gene Ontology annotation, molecular function: protein binding. Lineage: Eukaryota; Metazoa; Arthropoda; Insecta; Blattodea; Kalotermitidae.
UCGGUGCCAGUUUCGUUAGCUGGUAGGUUAGGACAGUUUCUGUACACGGUGAAGCCGACAAACUUACACCCUGUCCCUACAGCGGAAGUACUGCAAGAUCUGUGCCCUACGGUUUCGGAAUUCUGCGUCCGGUGACGUCUUCUGUCUUACCAACCUUAGCCCUCUCCAGUACCAGAAAUAUCAUACAGUAUUUCUAAAAGCAUUAUAUAUUUUUAAUUUGUGUCACAGUUUAUAGAUUGAUUAUAUAUUUGCAAUUCUUUCCACGAUAAAUUACGGACAAGAAACUUCGUGUAUAGUUCAUUAACAAGGUUGUGCAAUUAAAUUUGUGAAGUCACAAAUUUUGGUUAACACCGUAAAGAUAGAAAGAUUUAAAAUUUUUUAAAGUCUGGAAAUAUUACUCAUCAUUCUAUUUCCUAACAUUCCUAUCUUUAUGAUCAUAACAAGUUUGAAAAAAAUGUGUAAAAUUAGUGUCGAUCUGAGAAAAUUCAGUACCCUGCUAUUGCCCAUUCACUUCUUUUAAAUGAUUAAAAUUCUAAAUUGUAUUUACUACAGCCUUACAAAAUAUAAAAACAGUUCGGACGUCACAGAAAACACAAAUUGUAUUAACCUGUUCUUUAUCUAUCUAGCGUUCGACCCAUCAUCAUGCAUGCACAAGUUGGCCUAUAAGAAGAGUCGCAGUUGCUGAACGGUUAGGUUUCAUGGGGUUUCGUUUUGACAUAAACGUCAAGAGCUUAUUAAAGGAUCUCAAUAGAUCUUGAAAUACAGUAAAUCCUCGAAUUUCAAAUUAAAAUCCAGCUUUACAUAAGAACAUUGCGCUGACAUGUAAUUUAUUUAGUAGGAAGUUUAUUUUUCAUUGGCUCAUACCUUCAGGCGAAGAACUACUUAUUCUGAUAAAGUACUUCAAAAUAAUUUAUUAUAAUUGUUACGCUUUCGAAGUCAUUGUGUUUGGAAUGACAAAGAUACUGCACCGCGUGUGAUCGAGUGUAUUUAGUAUUCUGGUCUCUUUGAAGAAGAAGGAAGAAGUACAUAAGACGUUACAGCAUGAUUUGCGUAAAUCAGCAUUCAUAUUAAUUCAGCUGUCAUAUUAUUAACGCUGCCCUACUGACUGAUAAAACUUAAAAUUUAUAUGCUUAGUAAGACAUAGAUAUUUAACCUGUUUCGUCAAAGGGAAAGGUAGACCGACGGCGCACUCCAGAGUUGUGAAGCAGUUGCACCGGAAUACAAACGCAUUACGCAAUGUGAAAGUCAGAUACACCUCAGAUGCGACCUUCAUUUAUUGAACUUUACCUGGAGCUGUUUAGCACGUGCACUCCGGCAACCCUCCUGACACCACAGUACAGCGGGACGGACUGCAGAACAGGUGCUCUCCGCUAACUACUUAAAGCAGUGAUGGUUUCUCUACGGAUGCCUCGCAACAAUGGAAGCAGUGGCGGAGACGGGGACGUGAUGCUAUUGGUCCGUGCGACAGCAGCGCUAAUCCCAUUGGUGCUGCUACACAUCUGCCUAUUGGUUGCCGGAGAAGACGCGGCGGCUGACACGACGCCGAUAGACCACGCGCGGACGAGUAGAUUUCCUCGUUAUCGGUUCAACAUACGCAAAGAUGACAUCUUCCAUGACACUAGGGUAAUCCCCGUGGAGCAUCAGGUGUCAGAGUUCCUCUACAAAGGCGAGACAAAACUGUUCUUCUUCCUACAUGAGCGAGAGCAGAGCCCUCUGUCACUCACACUCACUCCCUGCACAUCGAGCGUGUUGUGGAGCGUCCGCUACAGGAACCAGAACGACACAGGAAUAUUGGAUGACAUUGCGAUUCAAACGGAGAACAACAAUUCUGGGCCGCCACUGAUGGAAUUCAGAAGCAACGAGAUGAGAACUUUCAGUACGCAGGCCGCCCGUCCGGGGCUGUAUAUUCUUCAAGUGUCGCCAUUGGAACGAGAGACCUACGUGAAGCUAUAUGCCAGCUUGGAGCCGGGGGGCCCUCAUCCACUGCGGCUCUCACAGCGCCCCCGCCUGCGACUGCAGAAACGACAGCGCAGGAAGAGACUCACAGUCCGGUGGGAACCCAGCUCUGUGGACCCCCAUUUGAUGCACUAUUGUUUGGUGGUUAACACGAGGCGCUACUAUUCUACUCUUUGUGAGGCUCAAGGGGAGCGUAACGGGGUGUCUCCCCCUGAUGCAUCGAACGCUCCAGGAUUUAACUUCCCGCGAGAACAGGCCGAGGCUCAUAAGAACGAGCUUGCCAGCAAAGCAGCGAGACUGAACGCCAGUCGCCUGGGACGAGGUAGCGGUGGCGCGGGAGGCCAGCUGCACGAGGACAUCGUGGUUGGCUGUGUGGGGCGCAAGACCAGCUACACUGUGUCCAACCUGGAGCAUGGAAAAGUAUACCACUUCAAUUUGUUCGCCGUAAACAGACGAACCAACCUUAGUUUUCCGUACGGCCGAACCACGCUGAAGUAUGAACCACGGAGCAAACCAGCCGGACUGAGAGAUGGGAAGGCGUCUACCGUGAACCUCAGAAAGAUGGACGGAAGGGCGACUUUUAAGUUCAAGGUGGGGAAGAAUGCAGAAAGUGAGAUGCAUUUCUACGUGAUGCCGUGUGGGGGCGCUGUGUAUGUGGAACUCACACUGAAAGGAGAGGCGGUCAUACCCCGGAAACUAAUUUACGGAUACGAGAGGUUCCGCGUGAUGAAUCCAUCUCGCGGCCAGCGAUACGUGUUGCGAGUAACGGCCUCCAACUCAGAGGAACUACGCCGAAUCUCGGCUGUUAAGGUCCUUGUCACUAGUCGCCCGGCAGUGAAGUUUCCUCUACCAGAACUUCCACCAGGGCCACAAGUGCACGAGUAUGACAGCAUGAGGAAGUGUGACUCGGUGACGGUGGGGUGGAUACCGUCCCCUGACCCGCUGGUGGCCCGCUACUGUAUCUUCGCACGAGAAGACAAGCACAGGGAACUGGACACGAGACGGCCCAACCAAUGUGCACUGGAUUCCAGACUCAAGAAGAACUCUGAGUUUGCUAUGAUGCACUGUCAGGACAGGAUACCAGACGAUACUAG